AUGAUGAAACCAAUCUCAGUGAUGAUCCAGGUAAAAAAAAUAUUAACAAAGCGUGGAUGUAAGUAUCCUGAACGCAUCAUUAAUUCUACAAAGACCUCAUUCUCUAUAAUGAUUUGCGUUAAUACUAAUGGUGAAUUGCUACCACCUUAUGUUGUUUACAAAGCUGAGUCGUUAUGGAAUACAUGGAUGGAAUAUGGGCCACCAAAAGCACGUUGUAACAGAUCAAAAAGUGGUUGGUUUGAUUCAACAUGUUUACUUCUUCCAAGACUUAAGAAGGCUCAAAGAAGAAGUGUCAUUAUAGGUGAUAACGUAUCUUCACAUUUGAGCAUUGCAGUACUGGAUGCAUGUCAAAGCAAUAACAUAGAAUUUGUGGCAUUACCAGCAAACUCUACACAUCUCACACAGCCAUUAGAUGUUGCCUACUUUAGACCUAUGAAGAUUAACUGGCGCAAAAUAUUAUGUGAAUGGAAGGAGAAAGGAAAAGGAAGAAGAGUUGCUUCUCUUCCUAAUGAUGAAUUUUCUAGACUUUUAGACCAUUUAAUUACCAACUAA
Molecule: messenger RNA, 552 nt
Organism: Hydra vulgaris (swiftwater hydra)
Lineage: Eukaryota; Metazoa; Cnidaria; Hydrozoa; Anthoathecata; Hydridae
Cellular component (GO): nucleus
Molecular function (GO): DNA binding
Source: RefSeq, a predicted model, not a curated record